GAGCUGGACGCGUUGGGGUCUCAGGUGUUUUCAAACAGACGCUCCAAAAGGGCGUGGACACGGGUGAGACAAUGGCGCUGUGUCGAGGUGGAGGAACGUCCUGUUUCCUUCUCCUUCUGCUGUGCCUCAUUCCCGCCCUCGCACAGAAUCUCGGGAGGCCUGAAGAUGACCCCAGAGGCAUAAAGUACGGCUCAGAUAACAGGUGGAGAAACGUGUUGCAGCUUAAUAGUCCGCGAAUGAGGAAUCGGUACAACCACCCAACGCACAUGAUCUUGGCCCCCCGCACACUGCGUCCAGGAGCUGUAUACCGCUGUGUUGUGUCUAUCCUCUACCUAGAUCAUCCUGUCGAUGUUCGUGCAUCCCUGCAGAAGGAUGGAGUCGAAAUUGCGUCAGCCAAACAGGAUAUCAUUAAGGGAUAUCCAGAGACUUUGCUCUUACAGGUUCCUAGAACAAGUGUCGAUGGGCAUUAUCGUCUCCGAGUGGAGGGUAAUAUACCUGGAACAAUUGGUGGCACCAUCUUCUUCAAUGAUACACGUCUACAUUUCUCGACACGCUUCCUGACCAUCCUAGUCCAGACUAACAGGCCUGUCUACACGGGAGACCAAGUGGUGCGCUUCAGAAUCAUCUUGCUGAAUACGGAACUCAAGCCCUAUGAUGAUCCCGUGGAUGUUUAUAUUCUGGACCCAGACAACUACGUGAUGCGUCGCUGGCCUUCCAGACCAACCAAUGUAGGUGUCGUGUCCAUGGAGUUCACUCUGCCAUUCCUUCCCAAAGUGGGCUAUUGGGGCAUCAAAGUGCUUGUUAAUGGGCAGGAGGAAAUCAAGAGGAUUAAAGUUGAGAAGUGGUAUACACCACGCUUUGAAGUAAAGAUCUUCAUGCCAAAGUAUUUCUUAGACACAGAUGAAGCCAUUGAAGGUGUUUUAGGUGGUGAGUUUGGCAAUGACAAGGGAGCUUAUGGAAAUGCAACACUCAAGCUGUUUGUGAAGAAUAAGAUAAAUCCUAAUUGGACUUACGUCACAGAGCAGAUUUUUGAGCCAUUCGAGGGUGAGAUGGACUUCAGCUUCCCAAUGGAAGACCUCUCUAAGCGCAUUUCUAACCUGGAUGGUUCCGAAAUCCGACUGGAGGCAGAGAUACAGGAGACCUUCAUGAUGCUCAAUGAAACAGGAUUCUCCAUGGCUAAGAUUAUCAAUUCCUCGGUCAAUUGCCGUUUUCUAGGCUCUCCACCCUAUGUCUUCAAGCCAGGAAUGCCAUUCGAAGCAACAGUUGCAGUGUCGUAUCAUGACCUUGAGCCCCUUGGAGAGGAAAAACUGCAUGGCUCAAAGCUUGUCGUGAAGGCAGAGGCUGUCUUAGAAAGUGGAUCUCGUCAAGUAGUAUACGAUAUUGAGAUCCCCCAAGUUAACUCUGAGGAUGAGGAGCGCGAGUUUCUAGACCAGUCAUGGAAGUACAACCGUAAGGCCCAGGACUACCAGGCUGAGGGCUACAAGCUUGAUGACUACGACUAUAACUUUAACUUUGAUUAUGAAACUGGUAGUCGCUACCUUACCGAGAAUGAGCUGGUGCAGAAGAAGAUGGAGAUGUUUGUCAGAAAUCAGAAGUUUCAGAAAUACCGCGAAAAGGGAGUGUACCAUUUUGUAGUAGAUGUGCCGGAGAAGACAGCUGCCCUCAGUCUCACAGCCUCGUACCAGGAUGACACUGGCAGCAUUGCAGCAGCAAAUGCUAAGGCUAUCGCAUACUAUUCACCCAGGAAACUGUACAUUGGAGUGGAGACAAGCAGCAGAGAAGCAAGUGUUGGCGAGUUUGUGGUGUUCCAUGUGAGGUCCAACUUCAACAUGGAGUCAUUCCAUUAUCUGAUCAUGGCAAAGGAGAUGAUCUUAUAUGCGGCCAAGGAAGUGCUAGAGCGCACAAGCCGAGCCAGUGUCAAGACUGUCUCAGUGCCUGUCAGCUCUGAGAUGGCACCUGCAUUUAAGAUAGUUGUGUACACUACUACACCCAACCACGACAUUAUCUCUGAUUCCCUGACAAUGCCUGUUGAUGGCAUAUCUCGGCAUAAGGUGAAGCUUGUCAUCAACCAGGACAAAGACCACAGCAAACGUACGGUUGAGCUUGGCACCUACAGCACAGCAGGGGCAUUUUAUGGAAUUUCAGGUGUGCGAGAGUUCACCUAUGCCAUGCGAGGAGGGAACGAGCUUUCCCAUGCCUCUGUGCUGAACUCCCUUCACGCCUUUGCUAAUAACACAAGUGCGAGAGUGCGACUCCUCGGCGUGCAAGGGCCUCCCGGGGGCUCAGGAUGGGGUGCGGUGAACUUCUCUGCUCGAGGGGUACGCUCGCUCGGCGUGUCAGAGGGCCAUCCGGGGGCUCAGGAUGGGAGGGUGGUCCUCGGCGCUUCGCUUGGGUCGGUGAAGUCUGGGAGGGGAGCUCGCGUGCCUCCACAGGGCCCUCUCGUGGCUGCCUUCCUACUGCGCAUUCUCUUCAAUCCACAAAAUGGCUUGGCGUCGCCGCGCGAGGGCUUCGAGCCGGAGGAGGUGGAGUAUUAUUCUUCAGGAAAUUAUGGUCCAGAUGCCAACAGGACUUUCGACUUCAAUGGAAUCGUCAUUUUCUCUGAUGCCAAUGUUGGAGUUAUUCCUAGCUAUGCUGAAAACCGCUGCAAUAAGUCGGAGGGAUACUCACCCUGCCUAGUUGGGGGGUGCUAUCCUUCAUACAAGCGCUGCGAUGGCAUCCAGGACUGCACAGAUGGAUAUGAUGAAAUCAGUUGUUUGGAUCCUUUAGAGGACAGGGAGGAGGACUUCCGCAUUCACCGAUACCAAAAGUUCUCUGAUUUCUUUGAUGCAGAAGAUGGGGACUGGCUUUGGCUUGACAUUAAUAUUGGUCACAAGGGUCACGAGCAGAACCUGGUAGAGAUGCCAAAGGUGGACGACCCUUACGUGCUCAAUGCCUUCAGCGUCAGCAAGGAAUUUGGCUUCGGCUUGGCUCCUGCACCCCAGUGGUAUUCAAUCAUUCCGCCCGUCUACGUCAGCCUGGAAAUGCCUGACUCUUGCCGCAGAGGAGAACAGGUGGGCAUUCGAGUGAUGGUGUUCAAUAACAUUGAGACGGAGCUUCUGAUCCUGCUGGUCCUUCAUGGUUCAGAUGACCACCGCUUCAUCAUGGUGGAAGAGACUGGUGUUGUCGACUUCUACCGUCCGCGCACCAUGGCAGGCGACCACCAGCAUCUCGUAUCGGUGCCUCCUGAAUCUGCGAUGGAGGUGAUCUUCCCCGUUGUGGCGACCAUUGACCAGGGCGAGAUUGAGCUCACUGUGUCGGCCAUCUCGCAGAUCGGCCGAGAUGAGGAGACUGUUACGCUCAUCGUUGAGCCCGAAGGUGCCACCAUUGACCGCCACACCUCGAUCUUGCUCGACCUGAAGAACCGGGCGCUGGUCUAUGAGUACAUGGACAUCAUCGUGGAGGAGUCGUACGUGAUUCCGCUCCAGAUCCGACGUCGCUUUGUGGCUGGGUCGCCCAGGGGUCAUGUGUCUCUCUGUGGGGACGUAGUUGGUCCGUCCUUCCCCAAUGACGAGCCUGUGGAUUCCGUGCAGAUGCUACGCAAGGAACUCCGCGGAACGGAGGCCUCGACCUUCAACUUCGGCGCCAACCUGUGGACACUGCACUACCUCCGUCUAACAAACCAGCUCGACAUCUCCGAGAGGCAGGACAUCUUUGACCAGCUCAACGUCGAGCUGGCGGCCAUCAUGUACCGCUUCAGCAGCGAGGGCUCCUUCAAGAUGUGGGACACAUCACAGCCUAGUGUUUGGCUGACGGCGUGGACGACCCGCACAAUCCAGAUGGCGCAGUUCCAGGACUGGGAGAAUAUCAUCUACAUCGAGCCGCGGAUCAUCUCGAAGGCGAUCGAGUGGCUCAUCAAGUACCAGACCCCUUCGGGCGCCUUCAUGGAGACCCCCGCUUACCAAGCGGUUCCUCUCGACAAGAAGGCCGAUGCUUAUUCGUACGGGUACCGGUGGCGCGGCGCGAGGAACAUCACCCUGACGGCGCAGUGCCUCAUCACCUUGGAGCGCACCAUCAACUCCCUCCAGGGCAACGUUCGCGCCGAUGCCAAUAAUGCGAAGAUUCAGGCGGUUAGGUACCUGGAGCGCGAGCUAAGGAACAUCCGGGACCCGUACGAGGUGGCCAUCGUGGCCUACGCUCUCUCGGUCUCCAACUCCGUGGAGAAGGAGGCCGCCUUCAACCAGCUGGAUCGCAUCAAGAGGGAGGAGAACGGCCUGGUCUACUGGUCCCGAUCGCCCGUGCAGACCAACAAGCGCGUGUACGAGAACAACCAGAGGAACCUCCUGCAGCCCAAGUUCGAGGAGGAGUGGGACUCGCACGCGGUGGAGGCCUCGUCCUACGCCCUGCUGGUCUACCUCAUCCGGGAUGGCGUCAACAUCAUCCAGGAGAGGAUCGUCGAGUGGCUCAAUGCCAUGAGGAUGCACGACGGAGGGUUCAUCUCCACGGUGGAUACCCUCGUCGCUCUGGAGGCCCUGACGGAGUACUCCUACCGCGCCCGUCUUCGUGACCUGACGGACAUGCGAGUGACGGUGGAGGCGACGGGCGAGGAGGGGCGGUCGCCGCACAACGUGGUCAUCUCCAACAGCAGCGUGUCCCAGAUGCAUAUCAUUCCCAUCAAAAACGUGUGGGGUUUGGUGAACGUCGUGGCCCACGGAGCAGGACAGGCCAUCCUUCAGCUGGACGUCAGCUACGGCAUCGACUGGACAGAUCUCAAGAAGCAGCCUCCGGUCGACGCCUUCAAGAUGGUCAUUAACGAGCGCUAUUCCAAGUUCCGCAACAAGUCUAUUUGUAAUGUGGAAAUUUGCGCCAGAUGGACCAACUUGGAGGAGUCGCCCCAGAGCUCGGCCGCGGUGAUCGAGGUCGAGGUCCCGACGGGCUACGUGGCCUACCAGCUCGACCUCGAAAGGAGCAUCUAUCGUGCGCAGAUGAGCGGGAACUUCCCCUCGCUAAGGGACGUCAUCGGGGGUCACGGAGACACGUUUGCCAGGAAGACCGUGUGGUUCUUCGAUUAUAUACCGGGUAAUACGACCUGGUGCUUCGAAUAUGUGAUGAAGAGAUGGUAUCCUGUUGCUAACUUGACGAGGGUCCGUAUGGCUACUAUCUAUGAGCAGUAUCAACCAGAGCGCUUCCAGAUGGUGAUGCUGAAUUCGACCGUAAACACCCUGGACGUAUGCGAGGUGUGUGGCUCGUACCAGUGUCCUUACUGCCCUAUCUACAGUUCGGCGCCGUCGCUGAACCUCCCCAACGUCGGGUUCUUGAUCUCAGUGGCCCUUGUGACUUACGCGUAUCAGGUGUUCUCGGAAAGCCGGUCGUUCGCGGGCUCGAGAUGGCCAGGAGGUAGUGGCAGUGGGGGUGUUUGGUGAGAGUACAGUGUAUGGAUUUUGAAUCGUCGCCACAACGAAUGCGUGUGUGAUUUCUUCGGACCUUUCUGUUGUGUGGAGAAUCGGAAUUUGUGGAUUUUCCGAUUUUCUUUUCCACUGAUGGAGAUAAUGUUAGAAAAUCGGUUAAUUCAAGCUCUCAGCGGCUUCAGAACUUGGUUCAAGAGUGAGAUUUCCUCAAGAAAAACGUUGAGUUAGUGUUUUAAUUCUUUAAGAAUCUGUUUCGAAACAAAAAAAUCGUAGUACAUCAUGUGAAUUUGAUCUUGAUUAAGAAUAAUCAAUGUUUUGUAAGUAGUAGAGUCUUAUGUACUUAUUCAUAAUUUGUAGGAAUUGUGAAAAGAUAAAUUCCUAAUACAGUAAUCCGUCCGUUAGUUUAGAUUUUCAUAAUCGUCCAUUUUAAGAGAAUGAAUUUUUGUUCUUGUGAAUAUCCGCCCAAAUGUUGACAGGAUGUGUGACAUGCUGCUGUAAAAAUCUUAGAAGAUUUUAAGUCAUUUCAUAAAAUGUAGUAGAUUAAUUACAUUGUCUCAAAAAAUCUUUAACCAAAUACUAAUGUAUUACACCAGGUACAUUAAGAAUAGGUGCCACUUUUAGUUUAUACUUUUUUAAAUCGCAGUUCUUCCAUUCUCCAGUGUGGCAGUUUUACCAAAUAUGGCAGAAAAGGUAAUAGCAAGGAGGCAUGCUCAUAUUUUAAUUGCCUGCAUCAGGUUUUCCUGCUGAAGAACUUUUAUGAACAUUGUUGGGACUUCUGAUACCACUGGUUUUCCAAAUUCGUAUAUUUUGCUCUUGUAACAAGUUUGUAUAAAAGUUUGGCAUUCUGAAAAUCGUUUAUUGUACAGUUGUUAAAAGCAGUGUUUAUUUGUCAGUGGACUCUAUAUUUCCGUACUGCAUCUGAAUUAAUGCUGUGCAUUGUAGAAUUUCAAAUUAGUUCAUCCGUACCAUAGUUACUGAAUGAAGCCAUUAUUCACAUACUUGUAUAGGAUGUGUGUUGUAUAUUUUUGUAUUACCAAACCUUAGAAACGGCAUGCAUGUAGACUGUAUGAGUAAAAUGUUUUGCAAAAUAGAUGUGCAAUAUGGAGUUGUACAUAAGGAAAAUUCAGGCAUUCCUCCCUAUUGUAAAUAUUUCACGAUAAGCAGUUACUGUUCUCAGAAGAAAAUGUGUUAUGUAUCACACAGGAAAGACCGUGA
Messenger RNA from Penaeus vannamei (Pacific white shrimp), 6599 nucleotides. NCBI's taxonomy places the organism in Eukaryota, Metazoa, Arthropoda, Malacostraca, Decapoda, Penaeidae. The record is from RefSeq and is a predicted model, not a curated record.